This is a messenger RNA of Salvia miltiorrhiza (redroot sage), 5743 nucleotides long. Its product is annotated as zinc finger CCCH domain-containing protein 19. The record is from RefSeq and is a predicted model, not a curated record. The transcript is spliced from 10 exons. Gene Ontology annotation, molecular function: protein binding; DNA binding; metal ion binding. NCBI's taxonomy places the organism in Eukaryota, Viridiplantae, Streptophyta, Magnoliopsida, Lamiales, Lamiaceae. Bases 250 to 5385 code for a protein of 1711 amino acids.
UAAAAUUUAAAUAACAAAGAGAAAUAUAUCGAAAACUGAAAUUCAUCGAGCUCUCGUUUCCAAAACCCUCGUGCAGAAGGUUUCAGGAAUCUUGUAGAGUCGAAGAACAACUCCCCUGCACGAGCGCUCAGCGCGGAGAAAAAAUUAGGGUUAGGGUUUUUGAAGGAAAGGGAAAACGGUAAUCAGUUGCCCCACUGUGGAUGAUGAAGAUUACUUUUUGGACGUGAACGAACAAUUUAAACCGGGAAAAUGGAUGAGGAAAAUUUGGGAGUUUCGGCGAUUGAUAGCGCCGGGAAAUGCGACUCGAUACCGGAAUUGGGUGAAUCGGCUGUGAUGGUCGGCGGCGAGAGAGAAGAGGCGGCGUCGGUUGAGGACGAGACGGCGGCGGUCGGAGAGACGGAGUGCGGCCUGGAGAAUCACGUGGCGACGGAAUUUGUCGGAGAGGCUGCGGCGGAGGAUGGCGGCGAUGAAGUGAUAGCUUCAGAAGUUGGGGACUCGAUUGCUGCACCGCCGGAGGAAGGAGUUAAUCCAGUGGAUUAUGCUGAGAGGGAGGCGGUGGUUGCUGACGGAGUGACUGCGCCUGUCUCUGAUGAAUCACUAGUGAAUAAGGAGGGCGAUGAACUGGUAACUUACUCUGAAGUUGACAUGAAAACGGAGGAAGAGAUUGUACCUGCUGUUGAUGCCAAGUUGGAGACGGAUGUUACUGAUUCUGAGUCGAGAAAGGAUGCUCGAGGCGAUGAAAUUUCCGAGGAUCCACAGCUUGAAAUGAAAGGUGGGGAGGAAUUUUCGCCUGUGGUUGAUCCGAAGAUGGAGGUGGUUGAUGCUGAUGAAGGCUAUGAGCAGCAGAUUUCUGAUGGGGGAGGGGGUGAAUUGAAUCCCGUGGAGGGAACUGAGGAGUUGAACCACGAGGAUGAGUUGGGCCAUGAAGAGCAUGUUGCAGCAUUGGGAGGAUUGGAGAAUGCGUCAGUGGAGAGAAUGGCGGUGGACAAUUAUGAAGAGCCAGCUGCAAGGAGUGAUGGUGUUGAUGAGGAGAAGGGUGAUUUCUUGGUAAAUGAUUCGGAAUUUGGUAGAAGUGAAAAAUCAACUGAAGUUGAAGAGGAAAAAGGUAACACUGAAGUUGAAACAGAUGGCAGCUUGCAUCUAGCUAAUGUCAGUGAACAAGAGCAAGUCCAUGAAUCUAUGGAAGAUGUUAGUGGCCACAAAAGAAACGAGCAUGCUGAGGAUAAAGCCGUGGCUGCUGAGGAGAGUGAGAACGGCAGUAUGAAGGUGUCAAGUGAUGCCAAGCUAGAUGAGAAUUUGAAUGAUUCAGAAUAUAAGGAGCACGAAUUAGUAGAAGCAGGCCUCCCGGCAGGAGAAGAAGAAUCAAGAGUAGAAUCUGAGACAAGGAACGCUGAGGUGGAUCAUCUCUCUGAUGAUGCUGAAAUAGAUACUGAAAUGGGGACCAACUCCAUUGACUCUAAAACCCCAGACGAGGAUGGCAAAUUGGAGACAGAGGAUACAAUGAGUGAUGUUGAUGAGGCUGCUCAAGACAUGUAUGAUUCACCUAGUGGAUUACAAGACGAACAAGAUGAGGAAGAUGAAACAAUUGCUGCCGAGGAGGAGACCGGGACGCAAGACACUGAAAUGGAGACUGAAACAGAUAUGGCAGAAUCAGGGAAAACGUCAGGAGGGAAGCGGAAGAGAGCAAAGUUAUCAAAAAGUUCAUCAUUAACUAAAGCCACAGCUAAAGGUUCAAGGAAGACUGUGGGAGAGGAUGUUUGUUUCAUCUGUUUUGAUGGUGGAGAACUUGUGCUAUGUGACCGUAGAGGUUGCCCGAAGGCCUAUCAUCCUUCUUGUGUAAAUCGAGAUGAAGCAUUUUUCAAAUCUAAGGGUCGUUGGAACUGUGGCUGGCAUUUGUGUAGCAUUUGUGAGAAGAAUGCGCGCUAUAUGUGCUAUACAUGUACUUUCUCCUUGUGCAGAAGUUGCACUAAAGAUGCAGCUAUCUUAUGUGUCCGAGGAAAUAAAGGUUUUUGCGAGACCUGCAUGAGAACUGUUAUGUUAAUUGAGAACAAUGAACAGGGAGAUAAUGAUGCUCAAAUUGAUUUUGAUGACAAAAGUAGCUGGGAGUAUCUCUUCAAGGAUUAUUACAUAGAGUUAAAAGCUAAGCUAUCAUUGUCAUCAGCUGAGAUUGCAGAGGCUAGAAACCCAUGGAAGGGAGCAGACAUGUCCGGUACCAGCAAAAUAGAGUCACCUGAAGUGCAGGCUGAUGCAAAUGAAGGAGGUUCUGGCUCAGAUGAUUCCAUUGAGAACUCUGAAACUAUCAGGCCUAAAAGAAGAAAAAUAAGAAAACAAUCAAAAUCUGUGUCAAGAAAAGAGCAAGUCGUUGAUACUGGUGUUGCAUCUGGGGACAAAGCUGUUUCUUCAUCUGACAAUUCUGAGUGGGCAUCACGGGAGCUACUUGAGUUUGUCUCGCACAUGAAAAAUGGCGACACAUCUUUCCUGUCUCAGUUUGAUGUACAAGCACUUUUGCUUGAGUAUAUUAAAAUAAACAAGCUGCGUGAUCCUCGUCGGAAAAGUCAAAUUGUGUGUGAUGCAAGACUUGAGACUUUAUUUGGGAAACCUCGAGUUGGGCAUUUUGAAAUGCUGAAGCUUCUUGAAUCUCAUUUUUUCAUAAGAGAUGAGCAAAACGAUGAUGUUCAAGGGAGUGUUGUUGAUACUGAGAAUGACCAGCUAGAUAUUGAUGCCAGUCCUGAAACCCUAACCAAGGGUGGGAAAGAUAAGAAACGUAAAUCACGCAAGAAAGGGGAUAAUCGGGGACCUCAGUCUAAUCUUGAUGAUUAUGCAGCUAUUGACAUGCACAACAUCGGUUUGAUUUACCUGCGAAGGAAGUUGAUGGAGGACCUACUUGAAGAUACUGAAACAUUUAAUGAGAAAGUUAUUGGAACAUUUGUACGCAUAAGGAUAUCUGGUAGUAAUCAAAAGCAGGAUUUAUAUAGAAUAGUUCAAGUUGUAGGCACUAGCAAAGCAGCGGAGCCUUACAAAGUUGGCAAAAGAACGACUGAAACAAUGGUAGAGAUUCUAAAUCUAGACAAGACUGAGAUCAUAUCAAUUGAUACAAUCUCAAACCAAGAGUUUACAGAGGAUGAAUGCAAACGUCUCCGUCAGAGUAUCAAGUGCGGACUCAUAAGUCCGCUGACUGUGGGUGAGAUUCUUGACAAGACAACGGAAAUACAGGUUGCCAGAGUCAACGAUUGGCUUGAAUCAGAGACCUUACGGCUUAGUCAUCUUCGUGAUCGAGCAAGUGAUUUAGGUCGUCGAAAAGAGCUUAGAGAAUGUGUGGAGAAGUUGCAGCUUUUGAAGACCCCAGAAGAGCGCCGGCGCAGACUAGAGGAAAUACCGGAAAUCCAUGCAGAUCCAAAGAUGGAUCCUAGUUAUGAAUCGGAAGAUAAUGACAGUGAUAAUGAAGACGCUAGACGAGAUGCUUUCAUGAGAUCUAGAGGUUCAGGUUUUAGUAAGAGAGGCAGGGGCCCGAUCUCCCCUGGAAGUGACAAUUAUGUAAAAGAAUCUUGGAGUGGUGCAGGAAAAGCUACACCGAGUAGGAACCUGUCUGGCAAUAACUUUUCAGCCAAUACUGGCCAUAUUGGUGAGAUAGUAAAUGAAAAUUCUUGGAAUUUAGAUAGAGACAAGUCGAUACCAGAAUCUAACAAUUUUGAUAAGCCGAAUUCUGCUACCAAGUCUGAAUCUGCUGAAUGGGCUCAGCGUAAUGUGUCCCGACCUGAAUCUGCUUCUGGUGUUACGUCACUCCCCUCGCAAGGGUCUUACUCAGCUGGGGUUGCAGAACAUACUGUUAAGAUAAAUGAGUCGGAGAAGAUUUGGCAAUAUCAGGAUCCUUCUGGAAAAGUGCAAGGUCCCUUUUCAAUGGUGCAGUUGCGCAAAUGGAACAACACCGGUUACUUUCCUGCUAAUCUGAAAAUAUGGAGAGCAACGGAGAAGCAAGAAAACUCUGUUCUUCUGGUUGAUGCGCUAGCAGGGAAGUUCCCGAAGGAGUUGCCAGCUGAGACCACGUUCCCAGCAACAAAUACAUUGGCUGGUCAUCCUGUUAAGAUUUCUGCAACGUCCUCACACCAAGAAAAUGAGAGAUUAAAGCUGAGUCAAAGUUCUGGUUCUCUCUCGAAUGUGUCUUCGGAUAAGUGGUCUGUGAAUGAUACGACGAACCUACCAUCUCCGACUCCAAGACAAAGCAACACAGGCUGGUCUGGAGGGAAAGAAGCAAGCCAUCUCACUGUUGCAGUCCAACCAUCUUCUGUUAAUGGAGUGCUUCCUUCUCCCACUGCAGUUUUGCCUAAUCUCGCAACUCAUUCUUCUAAUUCCGCAACAGUUUUGAAUCCUGUCGUGCAAAAUACCAAUUUCAGUCCAACGCCCAAGUCUCAGGCGGGAAUGUUGGUGAGUUCUUCCGUCCCUCUGCAUAAUCAGACUACCUCGAUGAGUGAACCACAUGUAGCUGAGGUGCAUGCCCAUGCACGAGUCGCUGUACCGCCUGUGCAGAAUGUUGUUAAUCAGAAUCCUCCAGCUGAUACUCAGAUCUGGGGUAGCGGUCCACAGUCGGGACAGACACAAGGUUACGGUUGGGCCCCACCACCGAACGUCCAGAGUUCUUCCGGAAGCUUCCCGGGCCCCGGGGCUGGGAUUCAAGCGGAUGUCUGGAGACCACCUACUCAAAGUAGCCAACCGAACCUGCAUUCCCCUACCACACCAAAUGCAUCGUGGGGCGUGGGACCGGCUGAGAACAAUAAUCCUAUGGUGGCGAGACCUCAAAAUCCUAAUGUUGGCUGGGGUGCAAUGCAGGCCAAUCCCAACAUGGGUUGGGGGAAUCCUGCCCCAGCGAGUUCAAAUGUGAACUGGGGCCCGGCUAUGCAAGGGCCGCCGCCGUCUGGUAAUACUGCCGCUUGGGUUCCUCCACCCGGAAAUCCAGUCGGAGGUAACAUGCAAGGGAUGGUUCCUGGCAACCCGACUCCUGGUUGGGUGCCAACCCAAGGUUGGGGUGGUGCUCCACCUGUCCCAGGGCCGAUGCCCGGGAACGGUUGGGGCCCGCCUGCGGGAAGUGUAGGGACACCUCCAGCUGUUCAAGGGUCUGGACAAGGUAAUUCGAACCAAGGCUGGGCUCCAUGGCCUGGUGAGCAGAGCCACGGUGGGGGUCAGUUUUCAGGUCCACGGGGAGGCCAAGGUCGGGAUUCUGGGUUUGGUGGCAGCCGGCCUUUUCCAAGGCAAUCAUCGUUUGGUGGUGGCCCUGGUGGUGUUGGUGGUGGCGGUGGUCCUCGACAUGGAAGUAAGGGGAGCACACUGUGCCCGUACAAUGCGAAUGGGCGAUGCCGUAAAGGGGCACGUUGUGAUUAUAUGCAUACUUGAUUUAGAAAUUUCGUGGUCCUUAGCAACAGGUCUUUCGCUUUUCCCAUUUCAUCUUAUUUGAAAUUGACUUAUUUUACUUAGGUAUUUAACUUUGUAAACUUUGUGCAGUUUAGAUGGCUGCUUUUUAGCUAUAUGCAAAUUUUGUUCUAGCUAGCAUUUUCCCUUUUCAACAUUUUUUUGUUAGUAUUUUUUAUACUUUUCACAAAAACCUGUGUCUAACGAGUCAAAAAUUUGUAAGAUGGGUUAAUAUCUCGAUGUAAAUCCACCCCAAGGAGGAGCAUAUUUGUGGUGUUUUGAAUUUAGAUUGUAACCUGUUUUAUGAAUUUUAAAUUGCAAGUCUUAUAUAAUUUUUCAACCA